AUUUUUUACAGUUUAUUUAUAUAUUCUCAAUAAUAAAUAACAAUAUAUUUUCCAUCAAAUAAAUAAUAAUUGUAAAUCACACAUCAGUUGAUGAGCUAAUAGUGAGUUGAUUUUAGGGUUUAAGAGGUCGAUCUGUUUAUAUUUAUUUGAUUGGAUUGUUGUUUUGUUAAUGGCGGAUGGUCGUCGUUACGCUCUUGGUGCUCAAUUAGACAUUGCGCAAAUACUUUCAGAAGCACAGCAUCGGUGGCUUCGACCUGCAGAGAUAUGUGAAAUCCUUCGAAAUUACACAAAGUUCCGCAUUGCUUCCGAGCCUGGAAAUAGACCUCCAAAUGGUUCCCUUUUUCUAUUUGAUCGCAAGGUAUUAAGGUAUUUCAGAAAAGAUGGACAUAACUGGAGGAAGAAAAAAGAUGGAAAAACAGUUAAGGAAGCUCAUGAAAGGCUCAAAGCUGGAAGCAUAGAUGUGUUACACUGCUACUAUGCUCAUGGAGAAGAGAACGAAAAUUUUCAGAGGCGUAGCUAUUGGUUGCUUGAAGAGGAGCUAUCAAAUAUUGUCCUAGUCCACUACCGUGAAGUAAAGGGGAGUAGGACAAACACAAAUCGUGUUAGAGAGGUUGGAGAAGCAACUCCCAACUCUUUGGAAAGUGAAGAGAACAUAUCUACUUCUGAGGUUGAUAGUUCCGUGUCUUCUAAAUUUCGCACAUAUAACCCUGUGGCUUCUCAAACUACUGACAAUAGCACACAAGCCUCAGAAUACGAAGAUGCAGAGUCAGCAUAUUCUCACCAAUCUACUUCGAGAUAUGGUUCUAUCCUCAACUUGCAACCGUCAGCUACAGUAAAGACAGAUGAUUCACUCCCUAUGCCUUAUUAUCCAGUUCCUUCCUCAAAUGAUUACGAUGUAAAAUUUCAAGGAAAUCCCGAUAUGAGUUUUGUCUCACUCAUGCAAGGGGACAAAAGUGCAAACAAUAUUGAUGUUGGUUAUCCAUAUGCGUUUGAAAGCUACAGUGCAGGAAGUCAGUCUGCCAGCUACCAGCCAACACAUCUCUCAUCCGAGUCUUAUAACACAGGAUUUGAUCAAGCGCAGGAAUUCAAGGGAAGUUCAGGGUGGCAGCAUGAUGCAGCAUAUAACAAUCUUCAAUCUAGGCUCAACGAAGAAGUUAGUUAUGCAGAAAUUUUCAAUUCGUUUGAGACUGGCAAUGCCAUUGAUCACAAUAAGACUCUUGAACAAGAAAAUUUUGAAUUACAAUUUAUAGAUGAAGAUGGUGAGAAACCUGUGAAAUCGAAUCUGGUGGGCAGUUUGAAUAUAGAUGAAAAAUAUGGCUCUUUGAAAUCUCCAUAUGUGGAGGGGCUGAGCAAAAAGGAGGGUCUUAAGAAGAAUGACAGCUUUGACCGAUGGAUGGCCAAAGAACUUGGAGACGUGAAGGAGACACAAACCCAGUCCACUUCUGAGACCUACUGGGAAGCUGUUGAAAGUGAGAAUGGAGUUGAUGAUUCCAUUAUUAGUCCACAAGUGCAUUUGGACAGUUAUGUUUUGGGCCCGUCUCUCUCCCAGGACCAGCUCUUCAGCAUUAUUGACUUCUCUCCGAACUGGGCAUAUACUGGGUCCGAAAUUAAGGUUUUAAUAACGGGCAGAUUUCUAAGGGGUCAACAAGAAUUGAAGCACUGUGAAUGGGCAUGUAUGUUUGGAGAGUUAGAAGUCCCUGCAGAGGUUGUAGGUGAUGGUGUUCUCCGUUGUCGUACACCCGAACACAAGCCGGGAAGGGUCCAUUUUUAUGUAACGUGUUCCAAUAGAGUUGCUUGCAGUGAAGUACGAGAGUUUGAGUUCAAACUCAUCGAGAAUCAUCAAGAUAUGGAUGGUGCAGAUCUCAGUAGUGGUGACAACUCUAAUGAAAUGCUUCUACACAUGCGGUUUGUGAAAUUAUUAUCUCUUGGAUCUGGAAAUUCCCAAAGCUCUGUAGACAGUUUGAAUGAUCCUGAACUUAAAAUGCAACUUAGUUCAUUGAUUCAAGAGGAUAACAGUGAGUGGGAUCAAAUGCUAAAGCUUACAUCAGAAGAGGAUUUUUCUUCAGAGAGAGCAAGGAGUCAACUUUUUCAAAAGCUGCUCAAGGAAAAGCUGUAUACAUGGAUCAUUCAUAAGGUGGGAGAAGGUGGAAAAGGUGCUUGUGUGUUAGAUGAAGGUGGGCAAGGUGUGGUGCAUUUUGCAGCUGCCCUUGGUUAUGACUGGGCUAUUCCGCCUACUGUUGCUGCAGGAGUUAGUAUCAACUUUCGAGAUGUCAAUGGCUGGACCGCCCUCCACUGGGCUGCAUCUUGUGGCAGAGAGCGCACAGUGGCUUUUCUCAUUUCACAAGGUGCCGCUGCAGGAGCACUAACAGAUCCUUCUCCGAGAUACCCAACCGGUAGAACACCUGCAGACUUGGCUGCUAGCAAUGGAGACAAAGGGAUUGCAGGUUAUUGUGCUGAAGCUGCAUUAAGUGCCCACCUUGAACUUCUAAAUCUAAAGGAUGCCAAAAAGGAAGGUGAAACAUCUGGUUCCAAGGCCGUACAGAUAGUGUCAGAAAGGACUCCAACUCCCGUGACUUAUGGGGAUUUGCCUUUAAAAGAUUCACUAGCCGCUGUUUGUAAUGCUACUCAAGCUGCUGCUCGGAUUCACCAAGUAUUCCGAGUGCAAUCCUUCCAAAAAAAGCUGCUAAAAGAGCAUGGUGGUAAUAAAUUUGGGAUGUCAGAUGAGCGGGCCCUCUCACUUCUUGCUUUAAAGACAGCCAAGACCGGUCAACAUGAUGAGCCGGUACAUGCUGCUGCAGUGCGGAUUCAAAAUAAGUUUCGAAGUUAUAAAGGGAGAAAAGAUUUUCUGAUAAUGAGGCAGAGAGUUGUCAAAAUUCAGGCACACGUCAGAGGACACCAAGUGAGGAAGAACUACAAAAAGAUAGUGUGGUCGGUGGGAAUAUUGGACAAGGUAAUUUUAAGGUGGAGGCGUAAGGGACGUGGUUUGAGCGGAUUUAAGCCUGAAGCAAUUCCUGAAGCAAUACCUGAAGGUACUAGCACCAUGGAGGCUAAGCCUUUAAGGGAGGAUGAUGAUGAUUUUUUCAAAGAAGGCAGGAAGCAAACUGAACAACGAUUGCAAAAGGCACUUGCAAGAGUCAAGUCUAUGGUUCAGUAUCCUGAGGCAAGAGAUCAAUACCGUAGAUUGCUCAAUGUUGUCAAUGACAUGCAGCAAAGCAAGGCUGCAUAUGACAAGGCUAUGGAGAGUUCAGAAGAAGCUGCUGAUUUUGAUGACGAUCUGAUCGACCUUGAUGCAUUGCUAGGCGAUGAUGACACUUUUAUGACUAUCUGAGCCUUGAUUUCGUCUUAUUGCAUUGUGGAAUCUGGUUUUAUAUUGUGCCAUAUGCCUUCUGAUACAAAGCUUAUUUUUGUAAAUGGUUAAUUGUUUGAUUUAAAGUGGGACUUAGACUUGUGCCAAGGAUUUGCAUAGGAACGGUGUUAUCCCUGUACAUUGUAUGCUAAACAAGAUAUUUGACUUUGGCAACAAACUAAUAUUAUUAUAAGUAGGAAAACAACUACAUUUA
Messenger RNA from Erigeron canadensis, 3560 nucleotides. RefSeq names its product calmodulin-binding transcription activator 3. The record is from RefSeq and is a predicted model, not a curated record. Lineage: Eukaryota; Viridiplantae; Streptophyta; Magnoliopsida; Asterales; Asteraceae. The coding region runs from base 170 to 3328 and encodes 1052 amino acids. The transcript is spliced from 13 exons. Gene Ontology annotation, biological process: regulation of transcription by RNA polymerase II. Gene Ontology annotation, molecular function: transcription coregulator activity; double-stranded DNA binding; protein binding. Gene Ontology annotation, cellular component: nucleus.